Dermacentor andersoni is the source of this 457-nucleotide messenger RNA. The record is from RefSeq and is a predicted model, not a curated record. NCBI's taxonomy places the organism in Eukaryota, Metazoa, Arthropoda, Arachnida, Ixodida, Ixodidae.
GUCAUAAAACAGACGCUAGUGCUCCAGAGGCGCCCAAACAGCCAUGGCUGAAGAAAGUAACAGUGGAAACACGCCUCCUGCGUUUACCUUCGGCGAAGAAGCAACGCCGAGCACAAGCCAGGAAUUCUUCGAGGGCGCUUCGUGCACGCCCGACCGUUGCACUACGUUUUGUGACGACUUCUUCGAAGACCUGUGGAAAGCGUUCAACAGCCUCAGCUAUUCCAAGGACGUUACGGGCCAUACACAUGUCACUGAAAGCGGAAUCACCAGUUCCCCACCUAUGGCGUCCAGCAGCAGCAUCAAUCACGCACACCCCACUACAAGCCUCGCUGGCAUGGAGGAAACAUCGGCCAUUCCGGAAAACAUCGCUAGCAUUUCUGAUGACGCCGGGAAGUACCAGUGGAACACACAGCCCACGCUGAUAAACGACGGCACUUACAACGUCGACGGUACGUAA